Molecule: messenger RNA, 962 nt
Organism: Helianthus annuus (common sunflower)
Lineage: Eukaryota; Viridiplantae; Streptophyta; Magnoliopsida; Asterales; Asteraceae
Exons: 2
Coding region: 119-505 (128 amino acids)
Source: RefSeq, a predicted model, not a curated record
UGCAUUUUUACACCCACCUCCCUCUCUCUCUCUCUCUAAAACUUUCUUUCCCCUCUCUUUCAUUAUAUAUCUAACAAUGGCAAUCGUAUCAAGAAUUCUCAAGAAAUCAUUUUAGAACAUGGCUUUGAAAUCUUCAGCCAUUUGCAACCACAAAAUGGAUUUUGUUCCUGUUUUCACCAAACCCCCCACCCAACCCACAUCACUGUAUUUUUUAAAGAUGAAAAUUCCAAGUUUUUCUUCAUCAUCUUUUGAAGACCCUUCAACUUUGUUAAAUAAACAAGUAGAAGUCAUGACAGAUUCAACCAACAUUGAGAAAGUAAUUGAAGGGGUGAACAUGAUGGUCACACUAGGAGGAACCAUAGUCGGCGUGGUUUCUUUGGGUGCCAUGCUUUUAGCGAGAGAAGCCGCUUCAAAAACCCAACAGAUGGAACCGGUACCAGCAGGGUCGGCCCUGAGAAUUUGUGUACCCGGUUCGAGCUCGAAAAAAUGUGCCCUUAGGCCUUAAUGAAAUUGGGUAUUGGGCUCCCUAAAGGUCUAAACCUAAUGUCAAAGGGGUUAAUAACUAAUCUAAACCAUAAAAAUAGUUUUGUAAGGGGGCUUGGUGUUUGUAUGGGUGUACCCUAUUAAAAAAAUAUUUUACAUAUACAUAUCAGGUUUUUUUAUAAAAAAAAACGUGUCCCUCGAAAUAUCAGGCUCUGGCCGGUGGUCAGGGGCGGACCCAAGCCCAGCCCAAGGUGGGCGGGCGCACCCCUAGGAAAAAAAGAUUUAGUGCUAAGUUCCGUCGAAAAUCUCGUCCGCACCCCUUGGAAUUUUUCGUCUGCACCCCUUGGAUUUUUCGACUGCACCGUUGAAAUUUUCGUCCGCACCCCUUAGGUAAAAAGUGUUAUCAAUUUAUAUUUUAAAUUUUUUUUAGUAAACUCUUAUUUAAAAAAAAAUACUACCUAAAUUAUACAACUUUUAAU